Messenger RNA from Lodderomyces elongisporus, 2019 nucleotides. RefSeq names its product Wor3p (gene WOR3). Bases 1 to 2019 code for a protein of 672 amino acids. The record is from RefSeq and is a predicted model, not a curated record. The transcript has a single exon. NCBI's taxonomy places the organism in Eukaryota, Fungi, Ascomycota, Pichiomycetes, Serinales, Debaryomycetaceae.
AUGCCACAAUCUGGAUAUACAGGAGCAGCUACUCAAGGCUCGGAAUUAAGCCAACAACCAAUACAUUCAUUGUAUCAUACGGAUACACAACAACACCAACAACAGCAGCAACAGCAACAGCAACAGCAACAGCAACAACAGCCGCAACAGCAGUCGCAAAGAGCCCUGCAGUCAUACUAUGGUGAAGGUUACAGACAAUACCAAAACCCAUUGGAUACUCCAUACAACCAAAAUUUAAGACAAUCUUCACUAAGUUACCAUUCUUAUGAUCAAUCAAGACAACCUUCAACAUACUUGCCACCAGCACCAGGCCACUUGCCAUUGCAAAAUGCAAAUUAUAUACCAAACACAUACCAACAAAUACCUGCACAAAGCCCAUUCCCUGGUUCAGCACAACCACUGUUACAACCACUGUUACAGUCACUGUCUCAUCAGUCACAACAGUCACAACAGCUGGUGCGUCCUCAUCAGCCUCUUCACACAACAUCGGAUUUAUCUCAUUCUGCUCUGCACUACACGGAUCGCAGAUCCCAUGACGAGAGGUUUGACGAACAACAACAUAAUCCAUUAAGCUACCACAAUGAGAGAAGUAUAGUUGCACCGAUUCCCCCUUUGCACAUUCAACAGCAAAACUAUAUCAAAAGCGAAGAAUUGAACCAUUGCCAAGGACAUGCUGGCCACGAACACAGUCACAAUGACCAUACCCAAGCUCACCAUGAUUCUGUGUUGCACGAUUAUUCAUCAACACGUGCUCAAGCUGUACCCAGUUCUGGUCGCUCGCUAAGCAAUUUUGAUCCACAUUCCGAACACCAAAAUAUGGUUCGCUCGACAUGUACUAGAUGCAAAAAGGAUUUCGACCAACCAAUAAUUGUCCCCAAAGCGAAUGACUCACAAGGCAAACCUAAACCAUUGGCUGAGCCAAAAAUUUUUAAAUUAUGCCAUCAUUGUCGUGAUUUACAGAGACAAAGAUCGAGAAGAUGGCAGAAAAAGACCAAGGACAAGCAAGGUGUGUGUAGAAGAUGUGGACUGGAUAUACCAUUUGAAGAGCGCAAGUUUGUCUUAUGUCCUUCGUGCAGACAAAACUUACGGACGAGAAAGGCCAAUAGAGCAGCGCAAGGGAAAUGUGUGCACUGUUCGGGUCCGCUCGACCUGCUGAUAUUGGUUAAAGACGAGGAUGGAAAUUUGAUUACUCCUACUUUACCACCAGAACACGGUACUACAAACAGUAUGCGAACCGCAGAAGGAGAGACCGAUGGCCAACUUGCUGAUAAGAAGAUAUUGAAUUCAAGCAAUGGCAACAGCAAUUACAAAGUGUGUCAAAGGUGUCGCGAAAAUGACAAGAUUAGGCGGUCCAAUUUAGAGAAGAUGGGAAAUUGCAAUCGGUUCGCAAAGGCAUUGGACCCUAGCGAGUAUGGUAGACAUAAAGUGUGUAUAAACUGCCGCAGUAAGAAGAAGAGGUCUUUGUCCCAUCCGUCACCAUACAAUGACAGCUUAACAGCAGGGAAUGGAGCUGCAACAGCCAGCAUUUCAGCUUAUGGCCAAGUUUAUACUCAACAGCACCAGCCUGUUGUAAACUUGCAGAACAGUGUUGUUGGUGGUGGCGGAGUGGCAGCAAGAGAACACUUGUACCCCCUUGGAGUGCAUCCACUGCAGCAGCAGCAGCAGCAGCAGCAGCAGCAACAACCACAGCAGCAGCAGCCUCAAUCACUUCAGCAAGGACAAGGUUAUUAUGCGCAACCGUACUUGCCGUAUCCGCAGUACACAUCGCAACCACUACAGCAGCAUAUGCUGAUAUAUCACAGUAGCGGUGCUGCUGCUACCAAUGGCACAGCUUCUGUUCCUGUGCUGAACUAUACGGGAGUAGUGAACCAGGGACUUUUGCAACAGCCACAUCAGCAACAACAGCAACAACAACAACAACAACAACAGCAGCAACAACAGCAAGUGCGUGGGUAUACUUCUCAGAGUCAGCAACUGCCUAUUCAAAAUGAUCAGCAGGCUACUGAUCAUCAUCAUUGA